AUGGUAGCCGCGUCUCGUGGGGGGAGGCCGCGCAACGCGGCGGUCUCCCGUGCACGGCUCUCGCCGCCGGAUGAUGCGCCGAUAUCCGCCCGCGUGGGCUCGCAGACGCCGGUCGCGUUGCGCACGGCGCAGGUGACGCGCGUACGGGCGGUGGUGGUGGCGCUAGUGGUGGCGCGCUGCUGCAUGCCUCUCGCGCGGGCUGCACCCGUGGUGGACCCUGACAUGGGCGUGGUGGCGGAGCUGGCGGUGGCGUGGAGCGGCACUGCGGCGUGCAACACGUGGGUGUGCGGCAGGGACUGCGACACCAUGGCCGGCCUGCUCUGCGACGCACAGGGCCACGCCGUCGCCAUUGACGUGCAGGGCGUGAGCAUCGUUCCCGCGCGCAUUACGCAGCUGGAGCACCUCACGUCGCUGAGCAUCACAUCCAGCAGCCUUGACAAAGGAGUUCCACCCACCAUCCUCGCCAUGCCCACCCUCAAGCACCUGAAUCUGACGGGCUGUCGCAUAUCCGUGCCGUUGUCGUCGUUCGUCAGCCAGAACAUCCCAAGUGCUCUCGAAACCUUGAAACUCGCCGGCAACUUCUUCAGGGACAACAGUACAGAUGCCCUCGCCCGAAUCACCUCGCUCAGACACCUCGACCUGAGCUACAACUCGCUGUCGGGGCCGCUGCUGGACGCCUUCAGCGCCCUCCACCACCUCACUGCUCUGCACAUCAACAGCAACUUCUUCGAAGGACUGCCCACCGUGCUCACCACCCUCACUGCCCUCAAGCACCUAUCGAUGGGGGCAAAUGGAUUCAAGCCGGCCAUUCCGCCAUUGCUGGGCGAUAUGAGCAACCUUCAAAUGCUGAGCUGUGUGUACUGCUUUGUCAACGGGCCUCUACCGUCGGAGUUGUCACGGCUGAAGAAGCUCACCCACUGGGGGCUGAGUUACACUGGCGUUUGGGGCACCCUCCCCAGUUCACUUGGCAACCUCGCCAACCUGGAAACUCUAUGGUUGCCACGCAACAAUCUGAGUUGGACCAUCCCCAACUCCUUUUCGCGACUCAACCGCCUCUCUACGCUGGAACUCAGUGAAAAUCGGCUGUCAGGGCCCAUUCCCUCGAUACUUGGUCGACUCACCAACCUGGACAAGAUGACCUUGCACGGCAACAGACUGGCCGGCAUCAUCCCUGCAUCCUUGGGCAGACUCAGCCGUCUCACCUUCAUGGAUCUGUCGUACAACCGCAUUAGAGGGACCAUCCCUGCUGCACUCAGCGGGCUCAGCAGUAUUGAUGACCUGAACCUAGCUGGCAACCGCCUGACAGGGACGAUACCUGCCGCAUUCAGCGCACUCAGCAGUCUUAAAAACCUCAAUCUGAAAUCGAACGAGCUGGUGGGGAGCGUGCCGUCGCUGCAGCGGAUGAAGUCAGUGCGGAACAUCUUUGCCGGGUACAACUUCCUCACGGCCACCGCCGACGCCUCUCUCGCCAACAUCCACAGCCUCUGCACCGCGGGCGGCCUGCGCCUGUACCUGGAGUCCAACUGCCUGGGCAACACCUCCGUGCUGUGUGGCAGCGGGCAGACACAGAGGAGCAGCAGCGAGUGCGAGUCGCUCUGUGGGAGCAGUCCCGACAUCCCUUAUUGCAGCGGCCAUGGCGUGUGCUACAGGGUGUUUGAGCAGAUUGGCCGUCCCCAGUGUGCGUGCUAUGAAGGGUACACAGCAGGCACGGACGUUGGCACAUGCGUCCCUCAAGUCCCGCAAAAGCAGGGGUAG
Molecule: messenger RNA, 1755 nt
Organism: Closterium sp. Naga37s-1
Lineage: Eukaryota; Viridiplantae; Streptophyta; Zygnematophyceae; Desmidiales; Closteriaceae
Source: the annotation of a GenBank genome assembly